AAUGUAUAAUUAUCGCGGAGUUAGACCAUCUACUGCAAAAAUGAAUACAUUACCUCCAGAGACAGAAAAUCUUGAAGAGUAUAUGUACAUUAUUUGAAAUUAUGGAUAGGAAAAUACUUUUUGAUCAUUAAAAAGCUUGUGAGAGAGCAGGUAAAUAUUUGGAAGCAGAUUGUGCAAAAUAAAGAUUGAAAGAACUAAAAAUUAAAUACGAAUCUAAAACUAAAUUAGAUAUAAGAGACAGACAUGAAUAAGAAGUGAAUUUAUAAUUCAUAUAUUUUAGAAAUAUGAACUAACUAAAUCACAUUAAGAAGAAAUGUAAAAUUUUAAUGCUUUUUGGGAUGAAAAAAUAUAAGAAUUUGAAUAAGAUGCUUAAAAACUUAAAAAUGAAUUAUAACAAAAAUAAGAAGAUGAAAUGCAGUAAUUCCUAUAAGAUUUAGAAGGUUCUAUUCCAUAAACUCCAAAAGAUUCUGCAGAAUUAUUGAGUCUUAAAAAGACUGAAGAAUAAUUAGCAAGAUAAGAAGAGUAACAUAUUUAUAUUUACCUUAGAUAUUUGGAAGCACAUAAAAUAUAAUCUAGAAUAGCAUAGCUUUAGAAAGAAGAAUAAGAGAAGUGGACUUUAAUGAGGAACAAUAAAAUUAAGAAUCUCCUUUCUUAAUAAAAGAUAAAAUAAAAUAAUGAAACUAAUGUAUUAAAUUAAAGAAUUGAAAAUGCAUAAGAUGAAUAAAGAAAAAUUAAAAAAGGAGAAGAAGAAAAGUAGAUUUUUUGUUAAUAAUAGAUUAAUUUAAAAAUACAAUAAUGUAAAAAAAGAAUUAGAAGGAAAAUAACUUUAAGAAUUAUAAAGAAUUGACAAAGAUUUUAAGAAUACAACUUCUAUUUUUGUAACAUCAAAAAUGUCCAAAAUGGCUUCUCAAUAAGGUUCCUAAAUGCAAAGUGAAGAUUGUAAACUAAUAAUUAUAUAUUCUAGAAUAAUUUAAAGGGAAAAAUUGA
Molecule: messenger RNA, 987 nt
Organism: Paramecium pentaurelia
Lineage: Eukaryota; Ciliophora; Oligohymenophorea; Peniculida; Parameciidae
Source: the annotation of a GenBank genome assembly